AUGGCAAUGGUAAGAGAAAGAGAAGAUUACACUCAAGAUGGCACAGUGGACCUUAAAGGCAGACCAGUUUUAAGAUCAAAUACAGGAACAUGGAGGGCUUGUUCCUUCAUAGUAGGAUAUGAAAUGAUUGAAAGAAUGGCAUACUAUGGGAUAGCAUCAAAUCUAGUCUUGUAUCUGACAAAGAAGCUCCAUGAAGGUACUGUCAAAUCUUCAAACCAUGUCACCAACUGGGCAGGUACAGUUUGGAUCAUGCCAGCAGCUGGAGCUUACACAGCCGACGCCUAUCUUGGCCGAUAUUGGACCUUUGUCAUAUCAUCCGCCAUUUACUUUUUGGGAAUGUGCUUAUUGACUCUAACAGUAUCACUACCAACGCUAAGACCACCACCGUGUGCUACUGGUAUAGCAGACAAGGAUUGCCAGAGAGCCUCAUCAUUACAAAUUGGUAUUUUCUUCUUUGCUUUGUACAUCAUUGCAGCCGGCACAGGAGGGACUAAGCCCAACAUUUCAACCAUUGGAGCAGACCAAUUUGAUGAGUUUGAGCCUAAAGAGAGAUCCCAAAAACUUUCCUUUUACAACUGGUGGGUGUUUUAUAUCUUAAUUGGAACCAUUUUCGCACAAACGGUAUUGGUUUACAUUCAAGACAAUGUUGGUUUUUCACUUGGUUAUGGGAUUCCAACCAUUGGACUUGGUGUUUCCAUAUUGAUAUUUGUGUUAGGAACUCCACUUUAUAGACAUAGAUUACCCUCUGGAAGCCCUUUAACAAGAAUGGUUCAAGUCUUUGUGGCUUCUAUGAGAAAGUGGAAAGUAAAUGUCCCAAUUGAUUUAAAAGAGCUACAUGAGGUGACCUUGGAAGAGUAUACUAGUAGAGGAAGGUUUAGAAUUAAUCACAGCUCCUCAAUGAGAUUCCUUGACAAAGCUGCAGUGAAGACUGACCAAACUUCACCAUGGAUGCUUUGUACUGUGACACAGAUUGAAGAAACCAAACAAAUGGCCAAAAUGAUACCUAUAUUGAUUACAACAUGUAUACCAAGCAUAAUUAUAGCUCAAACAACCACACUCUUCAUAAAACAAGGCACAACUCUAGAUAGGAGUAUAGGACCUCAUUUUGAAAUCCCUCCAGCAUGUCUAAUAGCAUUUGUAAAUAUCUUCAUGUUGAUAAGCGUUGUAAUCUACGACCGCGUUUUUGUUCCUGCAAUCCGACGAUACACAAAGAAUCCGAGAGGGAUCACAAUGCUACAAAGACUAGGAAUCGGCCUUGUGAUGCAUGUCAUCAUAAUGGUUGUCGCGUGCCUUAUCGAAAGAAAGAGACUCAACGUUGCUAGAGAAAACAGCCUCUUGGGCGCGCUCGAUACAGUCCCUCUUACUAUUUUCAUUCUCGUCCCUCAAUUCGCUUUAACGGGGAUUGCAGAUACAUUUGUGGAUGUUGCUAAGCUAGAAUUCUUUUAUGAUCAAGCACCUGAAGCCAUGAAAAGUCUUGGAACUUCAUACUUCACAACAACAUUGAGCAUUGGAAACUUUUUGAGUACAUUUCUUCUAUCAAGUGUUGCUUAUUUCACAAGUAAAGAUGGUCAUAAGGGUUGGAUUUUGGAUAAUCUAAAUGUGUCUCAUUUAGAUUAUUAUUAUGCUUUUUUGGGCUUGUUGAGUUUGGUCAAUUUCAUUUGCUUCUUUGUUGUUGCCAAAUUGUUUGUAUAUAAUGAUGAUGUAACACAAACCAAAACAUUAGACUUUGAGAUGAACCCUGCUUCAUCUCACAGUUAG
Lathyrus sativus (Indian pea) is the source of this 1758-nucleotide messenger RNA. Lineage: Eukaryota; Viridiplantae; Streptophyta; Magnoliopsida; Fabales; Fabaceae. The record is from the annotation of a GenBank genome assembly.